Eucalyptus grandis is the source of this 2145-nucleotide messenger RNA. RefSeq lists its product as uncharacterized. The record is from RefSeq and is a predicted model, not a curated record. Lineage: Eukaryota; Viridiplantae; Streptophyta; Magnoliopsida; Myrtales; Myrtaceae. Bases 90 to 1487 code for a protein of 465 amino acids. The transcript has 3 exons.
UCUCAGAGACGGACAGGCACUCUCUCUCUCUCUCUCUGUACGAAUACGAAAUCCAAAAUCUCGAAAGGGAAAAUAACGGAAUAGUAAAAAUGGCGUGGCUGGCUCGCUCCCUCGCCGACUCUCUCCGGCUCGACGGCGGCGGCGACGACGACGAAGCCGACGACGAGGAAGAAGAAGAAGAAGACGACGAGGAAGGAGAGGAGGAUGGAGCGGCGAGCGACGACGCCGCGCCGACUUCCCCAGCCGCCGGACCCAACGGUCAUUUCUCCCCGCGAGAUCAGAACCGGCCGAUCGCCGGCGGAGCCGAGAUCGAGCCGCCCGCGGGAGGGGCGCCGCCGCCACCGCCGCGAGGCGUCAAGGAAGACCUCACCGAGCUCACGCAGACGUUCACGCGCCAGCUCUGGGGCGUCGCCAAUUUCCUCGCCCCGCCCCCGUCCCAGCCCAACACGCCCUCCCCGCUGUCGAACCCGCCGGCCGACGAGUGGAGCCGGCUGGAGGACCCCGAUCGGGCCGAUCGCGGCGGCGGCGGCGGCGGCGGGCGGGGAGAGCGAUCGAGCGACGCGGCGUCCGGAUCGAGGAGCGACGCGGCGGAGAUGGACCCGAAGCUGGAGGCGAUCGAGUCGGGGAGUGAAAUUGGCGAGGAGGACGAGGAUCUCGGGGAAGAGGAGAGUGCUUGUGGUGAUGCGGUAGGGGUUACGGACGAGGUCUUGGCGUUCGCGAGGAACGUCUCGAUGCAUCCCGAAACUUGGCUCGAUUUUCCUCUCGAUUCCGAAGACGAUUUAGAUGAUUUCAAGAUGUCAGUUGCCCAGCGAGAGCAUGCUUUGGCUAUUGAACAAUUAGCUCCUCGAUUGCGUGCUCUGAGAAUUGAAUUUUGCCCGUGUCAUAUGACCGAAAGUUAUUUUUGGAAAGUCUACUUCGUUCUUCUGCAUUCAAGACUGGACAAACAUGAUGCAGAAAUCUUGUCCACACCCCAGGUUGUGGAGGCAAGGAAAAUGUGGAUGCAGGAAUUACAGAAGCAGACAAACACAGAAAAUGAUUGGUAUGGAAGACGAAUUUACCAUAUGAAAGAAAGCUCAGACAUGCUGCAGGAAGAUAUCCUUCCUGGUUCACCCGGUUACAUGCAUUCUGCAGGCAUAGCAUAUAGGACUAAUGAUUUUGAACCAUCAAAAUCCUCUGCAUCAAGAUUUAGUGACACUGAAAAGUGUCCUAGCACAAGUUCGGGGACACAUGUCACUUGUGAAUCUGUAGCUGAAGAAAAUGCAGUGCAGAGUAAGGACAAGGAUUUACCGUUAGGUGGAUCCACUAAAAUGCCUGUUCAAGAUUUUGAUGAUGGUGAUGAUGAUGAUUGGCCAGAGGAGGAAGAUUCAGAUCUCCUUGGCUAUAAUGCAGGUGUUAUUACCAUGGGAAUGGAAGAGGAUAUUUCAUUUAGUGAUCUCGAGGACAAUGAGGAUGUCUGUAUACCCAUUAAGUCCAAGCCAGUUUCAUGACCAAGGGUUAAUAGAAACGACUGGGUUAUAAUUUUGGAAUACUGAUUGGAGUGAACGAUCCAUCGUUUGAGCAUUGGAAGUAUGCUUAAACAUGGUUUCUGCAUCAGUCUCUACCAUCCUCGCUUCCUUCUCACCUCGUGUUCAUGCUAUUUUGGAUCUAGUGACUUAAAAGGUGUCCGAAGGACUAAAUCUUUUCGUGGUGAAUUUAAUAGGUGGUUUCGCCUGAACAAACUGCCAUGCUUUCAUGCUUAUGGACUAUAAUUCUUCACUGGGUCAAGUCUGCAAUUGGAGCUGAUGGAAAGUCUGUUCUUCCUUUGAUCACUGUAUCGAGCUUAUUUGCAUCGGGGUGAGAAGCUGUACAGGACAUUGUCUUCGGAAUUGCUUUUUCUACUUGAAAGAACAUCAUUCAAUUGAAGAUCACACACUUGAUUUUUUUUUUUUUUUUGGAUUAUUAAACUUAAACAAUUUGCAGAGGACUUUGGAACCUGAUCCUCCUAAAACUUGUAGGCAGAAGGUUCUACUUGUCUCGCUAGUUGGUUUGAGCAACAUUGUGCAUUGGAUUUGGAAAAUUCGUUUGCUUCAUGUGAUUGCUAUUGUAACAUAAUGGAUCAUUACAAGGAAUGAAAAGAAUUUAAAUUCGUUUGUUUCGUGGGAUUAA